UUUUCUCUUUCGAUUCUUCCAAAAUCUGAGUCAGACUGCUCCCGGUGCCAUGAAUGGAGACGACGCCUUUGCAAGGAGACCCACGGUUGGUGCUCAAAUGCCAGAGAAUAUACAAAAGGCCUUCGAUGAUAUUGCCAAAUACUUCUCUAAGGAAGAGUGGGAAAAGAUGAAAGCGUCGGAGAAAAUCAUCUAUGUGUAUAUGAAGAGAAAAUAUGAGGCCAUGACUAAACUAGGUUUCAAGGCCACCCUCCCAUCUUUCAUGCGUAAUAAACGGGCCACAGACCUCCAGGGGAAUGAUUUUGAUAAUGACCAUAACCGUGGGCAUCAGGUUGAACGUCCUCAGAUGACUUCAGGCACGCUCCAGGGAAUCUUCCCGAAGAUCACCCCCGAGAAGCCAGCAGAGGAAGGAAAUGAUUCGAAGGAAGUGCCAGAAGCAUCUGCCCCACAGAACCAUGGGAAACAGCUGUGCCCCCCGGGAAAUCCAAGUACCUCUGAGAAGAUUCACGAGACAUCUGGAAAUAGGGAGGCCCAAGAAAAGGAAGAGAGACGUGGAACAGCUCAUCGGUGGAGCAGUCAGAACACAUACAACAUUGGUCGAUUAAGUUUGUCAACUUCUUUGGGUGCAGUUCAUGGUACCCCCAAAACCAUUACACACAACAGGGACCCAAAAGGGGGGAACAUGCCUGGACCCACAGACUGCGUGAGAGAAAGCAGGUGGUGAUUUAUGAAGAGAUCAGCGACCCUGAAGAAGAUGACGAGUAACUCCCCUCGGGGAUAUGACACAUGCCCAUGAUGAGAAGCAGAACGUGGUGACCUUUCACGAACAUGGGCAUGGCUGCGGACCACUCGUCAUCAGGUGUACAGCAAGCGAAAGCAAGUGUUCACAACAGUGAAAAGUUGAGUGUUAUUUUUCUUAGUGUGACAAGAGUUUGAUGUCAGCGUUCACACUGUAUUUUCUUACACUGUGUCAUUCUGUUAGAUAUUAGCGUUUUCAUUGAUGAGCAAGACAUGCUUAAUGCGUAUUUCGCUUUGUGUAUCCAUGCACCUACCUCAGAAAAUAAGUAUUGUCAGGUAUUCUCUGCAUAGAACAGCACUACCCUCCUCUCUCCCCAGAUGUGACUACUGAGGGCAGUUCUGAGUGUGUAAUUUCAGAUUUUUUCCUCUGCAUUUACACACACACACAAACCACACCACACUACACACACACACACACACACACACACACACACACACCAAGUACCAGUAUAAGCAUCUCCCAUAUGCUUUUCCCAUUGCCAUGCAUCCUGGUCAAGCUCCCCUCACUCUGUUUCAUGUUCAGCACGUACUCCCCUCAUCCGAUUCCCCUCUGUCAGUCACUGACAUUUAAUAAACUUUUGCAAACGUUC
Molecule: messenger RNA, 1385 nt
Organism: Nomascus leucogenys (northern white-cheeked gibbon)
Lineage: Eukaryota; Metazoa; Chordata; Mammalia; Primates; Hylobatidae
Product: protein SSX3
Biological process (GO): regulation of DNA-templated transcription
Cellular component (GO): nucleus
Source: RefSeq, a predicted model, not a curated record